AUGAAAAAGCGUUUAGUUUUGAGCAUAAUUUGCGAAAAGUAUUGUCUGCGGAUUCCAAUCAAGAACUGUCAUCGUCGACACAUUCUUCCUAAUAAGUGUGGUCUUCAUACGUGGUUCAUUGCCGCUGACAUGCAAUUUCAUUGGAUUUCACUCAUCGUUAUGAUAGCAUUGCAUCAAAGGUUUAACAAAUGUUUAAUCUGGGCGUCAAUUCUGGUCAGUUAUAUCUUCAUACUUUACGACAGUAUGUUUUGGGCUUAUGGCCAAACAUAUGGACAGACAUUCACACCAGCCAUGUCUGCCUUACUGUACCCCUUAAAGAAGGUGUUGUGGGCCCUAAACCUGACUGCAAUCAUAUGGAUGUGUAUCACAGGAAACGCCACUUUUAUCAAUCGUUUUUUGUCAUACAAGGCUUUCAUCCCUUUAUCACGUCUAACUUACUCCGUAUAUCUAACCCACGCGUGGAUUGUAUGGAUCUAUUGGGGAUCCAAACGAGAUCUCAUUGAUAUGAAGAACUUUACCAUUCUUUCGCUUACAUCGAGUGUUAUUCUCAUAUCAUUUUGUAUGAGUAUUGUGUUCUCAAUGCUAUUCGAGGCGCCAUUCUUUGCACUUCAGGGACAAUCGCUUAACGCCUCAAAUAAUAAUAACGAUUCUCACGAAAUGGAUGUUAAUUAUUAA
This is a messenger RNA of Medioppia subpectinata, 675 nucleotides long. NCBI's taxonomy places the organism in Eukaryota, Metazoa, Arthropoda, Arachnida, Sarcoptiformes, Oppiidae. The record is from the annotation of a GenBank genome assembly.